Molecule: messenger RNA, 749 nt
Organism: Paramecium sonneborni
Lineage: Eukaryota; Ciliophora; Oligohymenophorea; Peniculida; Parameciidae
Source: the annotation of a GenBank genome assembly
AUGCUACUUAGAGAUUUCUAAUAUGAGAUCAGAUCACUAUAAAUACCAUCUGGAAUUACUUUAACUAUUUUUGAUCAUCCUAAUUUUGAAGUUUAAAAACAUGUUUUCUCUCAAAGUGAAUAAUGUCUGAAAAAUGCUGUUUUCUUUGCUUAAAUGGUUUUCUAAAAAUAAUAAAAGUUUCUUGAAACACAAAAAAAAGAGAAAAAUUCAGAAUAAGAAGAUCAAUAAGCAGCUAAACGUGCUAGCUGCAAUUUUAGGUAUAAAUCUGAACAGUUUAAGAUAUAAAUGCUAAAAAUUAAAACAGAUUCUAAAUAAUAAUUCAAAUUGGGAUCAUAUACUUCAAAAAGUGUAAAUAAUUAAUUGAUAUCUGAUUUUGAAUUAGCUAAGCUUAAUAGAAAUAGAGAAGAGACAGUCUAUUAAUUUUUUGGUUCUCCAAAUAUACCCUAAAAUUUUUACAAGUAUAAACAUAAUUUUAUGAUAGAUAUAUAUUUUGUUUGGAAGUAUUACUUUAUGAAUUUAUAUUAAAUUUUAUUCUAGCAAAUUUGAUGAAAUAGCCUCAUUUCCUUUUUAAUUAGAAAUUAAUUAAUAUCUAAAGAUUUGAUUUCAAAAUUAUUAAUUAAAGUUCCAUACCAAAAGGAAAAUAAGAAAUUCUAUAAAAAUAAAUCGUAAAGGGUUUGAUUUAUUAGCUUUGGCCAAAUGAAAACUUAAUAUCAUUAUAAUCAACAACCAUGAUAUUAUCAUUUUAAUGA